GGCACUAUUGGGGUCAAAGAAAGUUAGCUCAAAAUAUCUUGCUCUGCCCUAGAAUUCUAAUAUUAGUUGAAUCCAGUAUAUAGCUGAAUAGGGAAAAUAUCAGUGACUUGAUCCAGGAAACUCUUGAACGUUGGAGAAGGAUUUUCCAGUGAUUCGUCAUGAAAAAUUAAAGUAUCUGAGGAACAAACUAUCUCAGAGCUUAUGUCGUAACUGCAGAAGACCUUUUUCACUUUGAAGAAUGCUGUUCGAGCUUUCUCUAUCCUUGUCUUAACUUCACUGAUCAUGUCCCAGCUUUCAUGUAAAUUAAAACUGAGGAGGAAGGCGUCACCUGGUUCCUGCUAGCCAGGAUAUAUGAAAUUUUAAAAGACUGCAAAGUGUGGAUCUGCUGCUAGACAUUUAAAGAUGAAUUCCAGCAAGUGCCACAACUGUGCCAGGGUACAUGAUCUGGUCUUUGCCAGCAGCUACUCACUAAUCUUUAUGAUAGGCCUCCUGCUGAACUCUACAGCUCUGUACAUUUUUAUCUUCAGAGAUGUUGUCCGCUCCAUCACCACCGUCUACAUGAAGAACCUAGCAGUCUGCGAUCUUCUGCUGUUGGCGUCAAUGCCUCUGAGGAUAUACUACUAUGGCUGGCAACCCCAGCUAUCUCAAACCACAUGUGAAAUGGGAGGCCUGCUGCUCUUGGUUAACAUGUAUGGCAGCAUCUUCUUUCUGACUUGCAUCAGUUCAGACCGUUGGAUGGCUGUGCGCUUUCCACUCAGCUUGUGGUCACAGGCCAUACGCAGACAAGCCAAGUACAUCUGUGUAGGUAUAUGGACCUUGAGUAUUGGGGGAACCAUUCCCACAUACUUUGCUGGCAAGAAUACUCCCAAAAACAGCACUCUCUGUUUUGAUGAACAUCCUCACUAUAUCACGAACGUUGGUAUUUCCAGUACUAUGGUGCUAUGCUAUGCCAUUACAUUGGCUGUCAUGGUAACUUCCUCCUAUAGUCUGCUCCAUGUUUUCCACCGGAGCGUAAGCGUGGAGAUGGAGCUGAUCAAUAUAUCCAAGAUCAGAUUAAUGGUAGUAACGAAUGUGGCCAUCUUUCUGGGUUGCUUCUUACCCUACCAUUUGACAGUACUAUGCUAUCUUGUACCAUGGUUGAAUGAAACGCCUUCAUUAGAUCUGGCGUACAAAUAUGUCCUGCUCCUGUCCUGUGUGAAUGCUGCCCUAGAUCCUCUGGUUUAUUAUUUUACCACUGAGACCUUCCAACGUCAAGUACCCCUAGAGCCCUUUCUUAGGACCAGGGCUUCCCACAGUGACUAUGUGGAAGGAAUAAUGUUGCCUAGCCAGUCCUUGGAAGCACAAUCCCCUCCUACAUCUUGAAGGAGGAAGAGGCCACUGGAGCAGGACAACCUGCUUUUCCAACCAAGGAUUUGCCCUUUUACAGGUAGUCGGGUAUAAUUACAUCGCUCAGAUAAGAAUUCCAGGACAAUAUUCCGAUUCAACAACAGAUUGGUGAAGUUCGCUCUUUCCUUGGAAAAUUAUAAAGUUCAAAUUGGGGAGUCCACUGGAGUUGGGCAGUCAAUAAAUGUAAAUUCGAUGAAUAAACAAACCUGGCAAAAGUU
Messenger RNA from Pantherophis guttatus, 1604 nucleotides. NCBI's taxonomy places the organism in Eukaryota, Metazoa, Chordata, Lepidosauria, Squamata, Colubridae. The record is from RefSeq and is a predicted model, not a curated record.